Acanthisitta chloris (rifleman) is the source of this 468-nucleotide messenger RNA. It is a transcript of the gene FGF1, whose product is annotated as fibroblast growth factor 1 (acidic). The transcript has 3 exons. Gene Ontology annotation, molecular function: fibroblast growth factor receptor binding; growth factor activity. The record is from RefSeq and is a predicted model, not a curated record. Gene Ontology annotation, biological process: positive regulation of cell population proliferation; fibroblast growth factor receptor signaling pathway; regulation of cell migration. Gene Ontology annotation, cellular component: cytoplasm. NCBI's taxonomy places the organism in Eukaryota, Metazoa, Chordata, Aves, Passeriformes, Acanthisittidae. The coding region runs from base 1 to 468 and encodes 155 amino acids.
AUGGCUGAGGGAGAAAUCACCACCUUCACCGCCCUGACCGAAAAGUUCAACCUGCCCCCGGGGAACUACAAGAAGCCCAAACUCCUGUAUUGCAGCAACGGGGGCCACUUCCUCCGGAUCCUCCCGGACGGCACCGUGGACGGGACCAGGGACCGAAGCGACCAGCACAUUCAGCUGCAGCUGAGUGCGGAAAGCGUGGGAGAGGUGUACAUAAAGAGCACCCAGUCGGGGCAGUACCUGGCCAUGGACACCAACGGGCUGCUCUACGGCUCGCAGUUACUGGGGGAGGAGUGCCUGUUCCUGGAAAGGCUCGAAGAAAACCAUUACAACACGUAUGUCUCCAAAAAGCACGCGGACAAGAACUGGUUUGUGGGGCUGAAGAAGAACGGGAACAGCAAGCUGGGGCCGCGGACUCACUACGGCCAGAAAGCAAUCCUCUUCCUCCCACUGCCUGUCUCAGCUGACUAA